UUCGCCAUCCGGAAUAUAUCACCGAACAAGGCGUGAGUGCCUCGGAUGACAUCGAGGAUGUGGGACUUGUUGAAAUAACUAGUCUAGAACUAGAAAGGGAAUUAGAAGGAGUAGAGGAAACUGUUUAAGUAUAUUUUUGCAUAACACUCAAGAGAGAAUACCAAGGGUCUUGUUUGGAACGUCUGGCUACUGUACGCAGGAAUAUCAUGAUGCUGCUACAUUAUGGAAAUGUUAUACCAUUUAAUUGGAACACGCGGGGUUUCAGAUGCUUCUAUUGUGGCAAAGAGAUGAGAGACUGCGAAUCGCUUAAAGAGCAUACGACCACAAGCCACAAGAAGGUAGAUUUGGAGACGUUUAUACCACAGAGAAUCAUAUCGAAAGAUGUGCCUGUCAAAAUUGAUAUAACACAAUUGGGAUGUACAUUUUGUGAUAAGUCUAUAGCUAAUAUCGAGGAUCUAAAAGCACAUAUAGUGGCCGUACAUGGAGAGGAAUACGAUGAAACCGCCGGCGUAUGCGUCUUCCCAUUCCUCCUAAACAAAGAGAUGUUCCAUUGCGUGUUAUGCGACGAAGAGUACGACAAUUUCACCACAUUAGUUGGUCACAUGUACAAGAAACAUAUGGAACAAGCGUACAUGUGCCAAGUAUGUGGCCAGAGUUACACAGACAAGAUACGUUUGAAACGACACAUAAGCAAAAGUCACGUGGGGCCGCGCUGCAAAAUAUGCGGCAAAAAAUUCGAAGCGUUUCACCACGUUGAGAAACAUAAAAAGAUGGUUCACGGCAUUCAUAAAACUGUAGAAUGCGAUUUGUGUAGUACAAGUUUUAUGAAUCAGUAUCGUUUAAAAGUCCACAUGGGGAAAGUCCACAAUGUCGAAAAGUAUCGUCUGAAAUGCGAGCAUUGUCCGAAGAUCUGUACAACAAAAGGAGCCAUGAUGCUUCACGUACAAUCCUUGCAUUCGGAAACAAGAUUUGAGUGCGACAUCUGUGAAUACAAGACUGGUAUCAAAUGGAUGUUGAAGCUGCAUCGGAGGAAACAUUUUGGGGAGAAGAAUUAUGUUUGCAGCAUGUGUGAUCGACGAUUCGGGAGGUCGAGCAAUUUGCGCGCGCAUAUGAAAGUGCAUACUGGCAACUUUGGACGCGUGUGCCGAUGGUGCAGAUACGGUUUCAUAGACUUUGAGAGUCUGGACAAACAUGAGAAGGAGUCUCACUUGGACAAUUUGAACCGCUAAUUUGUUGUGCUCGAGUUCCAUCGAAGUUAUUAAGUUGGCAUUUGGCAAAAUGUGAAACAAAUACUCGAAUCGAAGCGACAAUGAAUUCUAAUAAUGCAACUGGAGCAUGUUUUUGUUGCAUGAUUAUUAAUAACUAGCUGACGUCGCGCGGUUUCACCUGCGUGGUUCCCGUUCCAGUAGGAAUACGGGGAUAAUAUAUAGCCUAUAGCUUUCCUCGAUCAAUGGGCUAUCCAACACUGAAAGAAUUUUUCAAAUCGGACCAGUAGUUCCUGAGAUUAGCGCGUUCAAUCAAACAAACAAACUACAGCUUUAUAAUAUUAGUAUAUAUAAUUAUUAAUAAUAAUAAUUAAUGAUACUCAAAAACUACAUUGAAUUGUUUAAAGAAAAUGUAAUUUUUAGUAUAACGAAGUAUGGAUUUGAUCUACGUUUAUUGAUAACUUGCUGUUUUAUAGUAUUGUCUGGACUUUUUAAAAUUGUUUUAAAUACUAUUUACUGAUUAGAUCUAAUCAUUAUAUUGAGACCUUCAUCGCAAUACAAUGAUUAGGCAUAACAGAUAUGCCUGAACCCCAAAUAAAUGAAUUAAAAAAUAAAUAAAAGGGGAAAGCUCUGUAGUUUUCCGUCUACAACCGGUUUUAAACAUUUAGUAAAUAGUAUUGUUUAUUAAUUGAUGCACAUAUUUUUAGUAUAUAUUUUAGUUUUUUUAACUUUUAUAACUUUCGACAUAAACUUCACAGCUCCACGAGGGACAUGUAGUAAAUAUCCCCUAUAUUUACUACAUGUCCCUCGUGGAGCUAGUUUCUAGUUACUACGGAACCCUAUGACGAGCCUUCUUCUCGAUUUAGUAAUCUGGAUAAAGAAGCCCAAGGUGAAAAUAACCACAGAACUUUCCCUGAUUAAUAAUAAAAUUAAUUAAAUUGUACCUUUUACCACGAAUACAAAUUUUAAACACUAAAAGUUACUUGAUUUUUUUUUUACUUCUGAUCUGCUGUAAUUUUUAGACAGAUUAUAAUUCUUAACAUUAAAUAACCGCGUAUAUAGCGUUAUUUUUAGCCAAUAUGUCUCCUCAUGAAGUCAUGAGUCUGUCUAAAUACUUCACACAUAAAAAAGUACCGUCCGGUCCGUCUUUUCAAAAAUUAACGCGUUCAGUUAGAAUGAUACACCUAAAUGUAAAUUAUAUAAAUAACCAGCGGACGCCCGCGACUUCGUCCGCGUGGAAUUCAGUUUUUCACAAAUUCCGCGAGAACCAUGGAUUUUUCCGGGAUGAAAAGUAGCCUAUGUGUCAAUCCAUAAUAACAUCUAUUUGCAAUCUAAAUUUCAGCCAAAUCGCUUCAGUAGCCGCAGCGUAAAAGAGGAACAAACAUACUUACACACACACAAACUUUCGCCUUUAAUAGUGUGAUUGUAACACAUAUUUUUUUAAAAUAUCACCUCAUCUUCAUUCUUCUAGAAUCUGUGGUAAAGUCUCAUUUCACGGACGGACUUCACAUUACAAAAGUGCUUAUCUUAUACACAUAAUUCAUUUAUUUCAAAUAGGGCUGGAACCCUAUUUGAAAUAAAUGAAAUGAAUUUUAUUCAAAGUAAAGCUUUUUUUAUUUAUUUUUUUUUAUUUUUUAUGUUAUUUAUUCGGAAGCCAACGUUGUAUACAAAAAAUGUAUGAUUAAUUAAAUAUAACAUGCAUUAAAAAGUAAUAUGCUACAUUCUACACCCCACUUACAGGCUAACUCAACAUGCGUUUAUUUUAAUACAAUUCUUAAUUUACCAUUAAAAAAAAAAAGAAACAAAAACUAAAUCUACCUACCACUAAAAAAAAUGCGUUGGUAAGCGCAUAACUCAACAACUCCUGGACCAAUUUGGCCAAUUCUUUGUUUUUAAAUGUUUGUUGAUGUUCUAGGAUGGUUUUUACGGCGAGAAAAAUUCGAUAAUUGCUGGAAAAACCAUAAAAAUAGCCCUUUUCUUUUUCCCAUACCAAUGUUUUGGUAUGGGAAAAACAUACCAAAUCAUUGACAUGACAUGACAAACUAAAAAAUUGUCAAUUUGAGCUUUAUUGUAGGGGUAGAGUAUGGUAGGGUAGGGGUAGUUGAAAGUUUCACGCAGACGAAGUCGCGGGCGUCCGCUAGUAUUACUAUAUAUUUGCGGAAGGAUAUAUAGAUUUCUUAAAGUAAUAGCAAUAUAAUAAGAUAAUGACGCCAACUGGCCGCCUCUAUUUGCAAUUUUUCCAAAGAAAAUG
Messenger RNA from Bicyclus anynana (squinting bush brown), 3456 nucleotides. Its product is annotated as zinc finger protein 596-like. Gene Ontology annotation, molecular function: RNA polymerase II cis-regulatory region sequence-specific DNA binding; DNA-binding transcription factor activity, RNA polymerase II-specific. The transcript is spliced from 2 exons. Bases 207 to 1229 code for a protein of 340 amino acids. The record is from RefSeq and is a predicted model, not a curated record. Gene Ontology annotation, biological process: regulation of DNA-templated transcription. Lineage: Eukaryota; Metazoa; Arthropoda; Insecta; Lepidoptera; Nymphalidae.